CCGUUUCCGAGGUCUAAAGAUGGCCGGAGCCGGAGGAGGCUCGGGCUCGGCGCGGAGACUUGUGCAGUAUGUUGUGGUGCGUUCGGAUUUGGUGCGAUCCUUAGCAUGGCCCCUGGGCGCUGUCAUCACCCAGGCUUGUCACGCAGCUACUGCGGCCAUCCAUUUAAACUACAAUGAUCCGGAUACACAGCAGUACCUGGCCGAGCUGGACAGCAUGCACAAAGUGGUGCUCGAGGCACCAGAUGAAGCAUCACUCACUGGCUUGUCUGAAACACUUUCCCAGGAGGCCAUAGCUCAUAAGCUUUGGAUUGAACAACCAGAAAACAUACCUACCUGUCUGGCAUUAAAGCCUUAUCCAAAAGAAACCGUUCAUCCUUUACUGCGAAAAUUUAAACUGUUCAAAUGAACACAAUUUCUUCACAUAGUUAAACUUGACUAUUCUUUGCAUCCUUGAUGGAAUGAAACUUUUGGAGGAACUAAAUUAGCAAAGAAGAAAUGUGACUGCUGCACGCUAUGCUGAAAAUCGUUCAUGGAUAUGACUCACAAACUUUUUAAGAUAUAUUGUUAUUUAACCAUUUUGCUGAUGUCAAUGACGUAAUGGAAAAUGAAGACCUUGAUUUUUGUUCCAUGAUACCUGCGAUACUGGCAAGGAACAAGCCUUCACUUUCUCAUAGCAGGCUGAUUUACAGUUGCUAGUUAACCUAACGUGGGGAGUGAAAGUUCACAUAAAUAUAUAAUGUAUAAAAUUACUUCCAUGUUACCAUGAACUGCUAGUAGUUAAAUGUAAUUGUCAAAAUCAUGAGUUGAGUUUAAAAGAACAAUGUAAAAGAAAAAGUACAAAGGCUAAAAAAGAUGUAAAAUCAAACAUAAGAGGAGAUCUCACAAUAAUAAAGACUGUGAUUUCUGA
This is a messenger RNA of Polypterus senegalus (gray bichir), 907 nucleotides long. It is a transcript of the gene ptrhd1, whose product is annotated as peptidyl-tRNA hydrolase domain containing 1. NCBI's taxonomy places the organism in Eukaryota, Metazoa, Chordata, Cladistia, Polypteriformes, Polypteridae. The transcript is spliced from 2 exons. Bases 20 to 406 code for a protein of 128 amino acids. Gene Ontology annotation, molecular function: peptidyl-tRNA hydrolase activity. The record is from RefSeq and is a predicted model, not a curated record.